UAUCGAAUCCUCCAAAGUAUCCAUGUUUUGCCUGCAAUCUAUUGUUGUUACAAUUUUUUUUUUGAAUAAAUAAUGUUGUAGCUAAAGAUAGGGAAAGAUUGUUCGUUGUUGAAACUUUUAAAAUGGCUCUUCUACACAUAGGGGAUGAUCCUUGGUUACUGGAACAUGAAACUUGUGAAAAAUUAUAUCGGGACAUUAUGGAACAACUCACUCUACGCCAAAGACAAUCUAGAACCAGUGAUAAAUUCUCACAGUUAUCAGCAACUAUCAGAUUACGGUUGAAGCAAUAUAAUAAUGAGGUUGAACAAUUACUUCAAAAAAUUGGUUUUGGUGUUAACCUAACUUCAGCUGAAUUAGAGAGGAGGAAUCGGCAAGUUGAAACUUUACGUUCAAAAGGACUGCAUAUGCAGAAAUUAUUUGAUGAUCAGUUGACUGUCAAGAAUAAUGAAGAAAGACGAACGUUAUUUGGUGCUUCAUCUUCAAAUUUCAGUGAUGAUGAUUUCAGAAGAGACAAUGUGUCAGAUAUAAGAAGUACCCAACGUCAAAUGAUAGGUGAGCAGGACGAAGGUUUAGAUAAUUUAUAUCAGAUUAUAUCCAGACAAAAAAAUAUUGCACAAACUAUAUCAAAUGAAGUGGAUCUGCAUAACGAUAUUCUCGAUGACUUGGAUACUAGAAUGGAAAGAACAAAUACCAGAGUUAGAAAUGAAACUCAACACAUUGGUGUUAUAGAUAGAAAAGAUAACACUUGUGGAUACUGGAUUGUUAUUUUAUUACUAUUUUUAUGUAUAGUUUUAGUUUCUCUAAGUUAAUAGAGUCUACUAACUUGAUGGAUGUUAUAUAUUUAACCUCAAAUUUUAUCAAUUUUUGAAUACUAUAUACAAUACAACUAUGCAUUAUGAAAAGUUGUCAGCCAGGAAACAUUGAACAAUAUAAUUUUACUUUGAGCCAGGUUGGUAAGUUAAAAAAAAAUCGAGACAAUAUUAACUGCUUUUUUCUGGGGAUCCCCAGUUAGUUCAUGAAGACGUAUGAGUUAAUCAAUAAUCAAUACUAGACGAUUUUUCCCAAUUGGUAGCAUAUAAUGUAACUACUUUUCUACUUAUUAAUUUUCUGAGUAAUAAAUUAUCAAAUUACAGUAACCUUUUCUCUGUGAUAAAAAAUGUUAUCAGAUCAUCUUGAUGAUUUGCAACACUUAACUUCUUAUAAUAUAUCAUAUAAAGGAUCUAUUUCAGACUGCAACUCUUUUUGAAAGUAAUGAAGAAUGAAUCAGUGAAGAAAUAUACCCUACAAAUUUUAACAAUUGAAUAAUUUGCAUUAUAAUUUUUCCUGAAAAUGUCUGAGGUUAAACGUGUGUUCUUCAGUUGGCAUUUUUAUUUUCAUGACAUACUUCAUUGCUUUUAAAUGAUUAUGCGAUAAUUUUUUAUUGUCCUUUUAUUGGCUUUAUUCCCCCCAAUCAUUUUUUAUUAUCAAACAUAUGUUAAUGAUAUUUGAAAUUUAUUAUAUAUUGCUGAAUUAUUUUUUUCUAAGUCACUAUUAUUAUGACUUUAUAUCCUUUUUUCAAACCAAUAUCUGUAUAAUAAUAACAUAUUUCCAGAUAUACAUAUAAGUACUGUGAUGUAAAGAUUAUAAAUGUUAAAAAUAAAAGAUAUUGAAAUUUU
Messenger RNA from Harmonia axyridis, 1655 nucleotides. RefSeq names its product syntaxin-8. Lineage: Eukaryota; Metazoa; Arthropoda; Insecta; Coleoptera; Coccinellidae. The transcript is spliced from 5 exons. The record is from RefSeq and is a predicted model, not a curated record. Gene Ontology annotation, molecular function: SNARE binding; SNAP receptor activity. Bases 123 to 809 code for a protein of 228 amino acids. Gene Ontology annotation, biological process: vesicle fusion; intracellular protein transport. Gene Ontology annotation, cellular component: endomembrane system; SNARE complex.